AUGUUAGGAGAAAAAUGACGGGCUCGAGAUAGCUUUCCAUUCCUCCGUGCACGUUUAUUGAUCGCUGACUGCACAGCGUCGAGGAUCUACUGCGCAGGAACGGCGUAAUUCAAAAUCCGACUUUCUCUUCAAACACUGGCAAUAAUAUUUUCUCGGAGGACAAAUAUUUUCCCUCUUAUGUGUCGUAUCUUGUUCAGAGAAUAUGUACUAUUUGUUUUUCGAAAGAACGACCUUUACUCCUGUACUUUUAAUGAUGAAUCAUUUAACCUAUUCACGUGCAUGGAUUGUACGAUAGACGCAACGACAAUAAUUCAAUUUCGAGUACAAUUGGGAUACAAAAUUGGCUACGAUAAAUGUUAUAACAAGUUGGAAUCGCUAAGGUCGCAAAAACGCGCGUUAUUCCAAGCGCGUGGUUUAAACUUCCGUAGAGUGGCAUCAUUAAACAGCUUUAUUGUCUAGAAUUAUUCCCCUACUCUCGUCAUAACUAAAGAGAUGUGAGUCACGUUCAUUAAGUAUAUAACGGGUGGUCAUGCACAGUUCGCGGAAACUGGAAACGAGAUAAAGGACUAGGAUUUAAGAUUUCGCUACUAAGGAUUCGAUUACACGGCUGUGAGCCUCUCCGGUUUCGCUCGUCUUUGAUUCUUUUCUUGUUAAACGUACGAGAACUCUAUUUUCGUUCUUAGUUUCACGCCCUUCGUUCUGCAUUUUAUGCGCCCAAUCAAUACGCCUAUUUUCUCCGUAAAUUAAACGAACACAUUGAGUACUUUGUUCACACAUAUGUUACUCGACGAUAAAUAAAAAAGAAUGUUUGAAGAGUCGAAGUGAAAUUGCGACGUAAGAGUGUGCCAGGGGCAUGCCUUGAUUCAACAUCAUCGCAAAUUAUCAUGGUUCUGCUGGAUCUCAUUAAGUAAAUUCGAUGCAGAAUGACGAGCUUGUUAUUUAUAGGUCAAGCUCGUGACAGUGGCAGCCCUGAUUUCGUAUCUUUUCUUCUCACGAAAUUUCACGAUGCAUAAAUAUGGAUUAUUCGUUUAUAAUACUUUGUCAAUAAUAAUAUAUGUAUAUGUACGUAGUUCGUUCUAGAAGAUAUCGACAUGAUGUUUAUCACAUUAUAUUUAUUGUCUCCUGAUUAUCUUGUAGAUACAUUAUUGUAGACUGCAAAGUUUUAUCAAAUUUGUAACAAUUAGUGGUUAAGUGUAAUGAAUCUUGCAAGUAUUCUGUGCAGUGAAAAAUAUGAAUGUAUAUAGUUUAGGGAAUAUCUCUCUUAUUUUCGAUAACGUGAUAUCCAAUCGCAUAAAAAUACACAUUGUAAAGUCUGAAAUGUUCCUACGAUAUUUCAAUUUCAAUUUAAAUGAGAUAUGUAUGUAAAUGUUGGAUUUAUAAGUUAAACAAUCCAACGGGAUGAACGUACCAAUAUAAAAUAUCUUAUAACAAUUUAUAUUAGCAGGCGUUUAUCAUCGUAUACAGUUGCCCAGCCUGCUCCUUGAUAGCGUUUAUCACUAUAUAGCAGUAUAGCACUAUAUAACAAGGAUUUAUUAUUUCUAUCCUUCUGUCAUUAAUCUGUGAUAAGGAAAAGAACUGGUGUCGUUUCUUUGCAAAUGCAAUUAAUUAGAUAAUAUUACAUUAUUUUCUGAUGAUAUCCUAUUUGACAUCCAUAUUAUGUAAGUUCAACUUGAACGAGCUUAAAAACAACAUAACGUUGCUUUACAAGUACAAGUGCCGAUAUUCAUUGGAAAGAACAAUCAACUCGUGUUAUAAAUAAUAAUAACUUUGAUUAAACAGGAGUAAUAAUAAGGUGACUCAAUCUUGAUGUUCUGCUGGACUGACAAUCAUGACACGACUAGGAGGCAGAGCCUCUUUAAUGAUCACCGUAAUGAUCAGUUUUACUCUGUUAAUUGUUAUUUAUCAUAUUCUCGAUAAUGAGGUCAAGGACAUCACGACCAAUAAAUUAAAUCCACAGUUUAAGAUCGAAGAGGUUUAUCCAUUGAGCGACCUGACCGAGAAUCCUCUUAGCAUCGCCAGAAAAAAACAAAUAGAGGCUCAAAUAAUGGGAAAAUUGAAAAGCGGAGGAGGAAAGCUAUUCAACGAUAUUAACUAUGAAAGAUUGCACGCAGAAACAGUUCCCUUGUUUAAGGGACAUAAAAUCGUGCAUUUAGAUUUAAAAGGAGCUCCUCCAAAGGCAAGUUAUUACAAGUACCUGCUAAAUUUGCUCAAAAAUUUAGGUGCCACUGGUAUACUUAUAGAAUACGAAGAUAUGUUUCCUUUUGAAGGAACGAUACAAAAUAUCAGCGCAGGAAAUUGCUAUACUAGAAAGGACAUUGCAAAAAUUCAAAAGAUAGCCAGUAAGAAUAAGCUUAUAGUCAUACCAUUGAUUCAAACUUUCGGUCAUAUGGAAUUUGUUCUCAAGUUAGAUCAAUAUAAAGACUAUAGAGAAGUUUCGAGGUACCCGCAAGUCUUAUGCCCUACUUACAACAAAACUCUACCAUUGAUAUACGAAAUGAUAGACCAAAUAGUAGAAGCACAUCCUGAUAUAAAGCAUUUGCACAUUGGAGCUGAUGAAGUUUAUCAGAUAGGAGAAUGUUCCAGAUGCUUAGAUACAAUGGUUAAAAGACAGUGGGGCAAGAAACAAUUAUUUUUGGAUCACGUUUCAAAAGUGGCAAAAUAUAUAAAAAACAAGUAUCCAGAUCUUGUUGUUCUUAUGUGGGAUGACGAAUUUAGAGAAAUAUCAUCCGAUGAAAUAAUAGACAGAGGCUUGCAUUUAAUGGUAGAACCUGUUGUUUGGAAAUACACCACCGAUCCUGGAGCAUCGUUGACAGAUCAAUUGUGGAAAAACUACGCAUCGGUUUGGAAAGAUAUCUGGCUCGCUACAGCUUUCAAAGGUGCUACUGCUCCAGAUAGAUAUUAUACCGAUAUUGGUUAUCAUAUGGAAAAUCAUCAGCGUUGGUUGGAGAUUAUCAAUAAAUAUUCUACUGAAAUUAAAUUUAAGGGUGCGAUCUUAACAGGGUGGCAAAGAUACGAUCACUUUAGCGUACUGUGCGAACUUCUGCCAUCUGCUAUACCCUCGCUUGCUGUAAAUUUAGCCAUCCUGCAAGCUCCAGACUUAUGUAGAUUUCCGAUAGAAGUACCUGCUUCAGUAUUACAAGCGUUAGAGUGCGAGGCCAUCAUUUCUCUAAGUAUUCCAGAACCUCAAUAUGGUUGGACCAGAUGUAGUUAUCACGGUGUGUCUAUUUAUGCCGCUAUAUUACGGCUGUAUUCUUUGACUCAAGCAGUUAGUAAAAUGGAAGAGGAUAACACAUUUAAGGGAUGGUUGAAGCCGUACAAUUUAAAAUACUCUUUUUCAAAUCCUAGUCACGUAGAAAGAGCGGUUGCAGAACUGGAUAAAUACAAGACGGAGAUAAAGUAUAUUGAAAAAGAAAUAAGAACAGCUAUGGAAAACAUAUAUGACAAUUAUACUAUACAAGAAUGGAUAGAAACGUAUAUCGCUCCUUUGAACGAGAAAUUCACUCAACUAUGGGAGGCUAAAGAAAAGAUUUUAGAAAAGAACGUAUGGCCAAGAAGACCACUAACAAAACUUAUCUUAUAGUUUAAUGAAUGAAUAGUUUCCAUAACGUGUAAUAUGAGACUGAAGAUCGCACUAAAGUAAAAACAAAAGCGACGUAUUAAUCGAGACACUUAGAAUCUUUGUUUUAUAAAGAGACGAGUAAUCGAUGCUAUAUAAAGUUUACCAAAACUAUAAUUUUGCACGUUAUAUCUCUAAAAUAUAUAGAAUAUGCUCUAUAUCUCAAUUCAAGCGGGUGAUCAAAUUCUAUCGACUGCACCGUCCGUAAAUUAGUUUUCCUUUUUUUCCUUUUUUUGAAUCGUCUAACAAACAUUCGAUUGAACCCGUGAUCAAUGAAAACUGAUCUUAAUUCGUGCACUCGAAGAGUGAACUAAUUAGAGAUGAAGUGUUAAUUUAAAAAUUGAUCCUAAAGUUGAUUAAUUAUUCUAUCUUCUGAAUUGCUAUCUUAGGAAUUAAUUCCUAAUGAAAAGGCCUCCACUAACUUACUUGCUAUUUAUUAACAUGUUUUAUCGUUUAAUACUUCCGACGGGCAUCUUACAUUUAUGUUAUUCAAAGCUAAUUGUUCUAAGAAAUACGCAUAUACCGCGAUCUUACUCAUUCUUGUUUGUUAAAUGACGUGUUCUUCCGUUGUAUACAUUCUGUUUUGUAUAUUUGUUUUUUUUUUUGCAUAUAGUUUUGCAUGAUUAGUGCCAUUAACAAUUAGGUAUAGAAACAAACCUGUGAAUCAACAAUUUAUAAAAAUAGAGAUACAUCUGCGAGUCGUUUAAUAUGGACGAACGAGUUUUCUCUCGGUGUUUAACACGCGAAUAAAAAUUUAUUCGUUUACCAUCCUGUUUUACUUAAUCUUACGAUGUUCAAAUGCGAUUAUAGAGCUUCCUCUAUCCCCUGAUUUCUUCACGGAUCAACUCUCAGUAUCGAACGAUCUUUUCCCACCAGCAUUUAUACAUGUAUGACAAAAUUACCGAGGACUUGAAUACAAAUCUAUGGCAUGUACUCAAUCAACGGUGUAUGUACAUCACUGUAACGAACGAUGCUACUAUUAUUGUAAAAGUAUUUUUAACAUUGUUACGUCGAUCCAUAUUAACAUUAUUACCGCAAGUAGUAAGAUUUUAUCAAUAAAUAAAUUUGUUUUUAAAUCUA
Molecule: messenger RNA, 4696 nt
Organism: Bombus huntii
Lineage: Eukaryota; Metazoa; Arthropoda; Insecta; Hymenoptera; Apidae
Product: hexosaminidase D-like
Exons: 1
Coding region: 1829-3580 (583 amino acids)
Biological process (GO): carbohydrate metabolic process
Molecular function (GO): hexosaminidase activity
Source: RefSeq, a predicted model, not a curated record